Molecule: messenger RNA, 1806 nt
Organism: Cladophialophora immunda
Lineage: Eukaryota; Fungi; Ascomycota; Eurotiomycetes; Chaetothyriales; Herpotrichiellaceae
Exons: 6
Coding region: 1-1806 (601 amino acids)
Molecular function (GO): dipeptidyl-peptidase activity
Source: RefSeq, a predicted model, not a curated record
AUGGCGACCAAGUUCUGCGUCGGUGGGAUUGAAGUCGCAUUUAAGCCAGCCAACCGAGACUUCAGCAAACGCUGGAAGGAUUUCGGUCCCUCCAAAGAAGUGCUUCCGAAAGGAUGGCGCAAAGAGCCAGGUCGGCGCCCUUUGGACAGUGACCUGAUCUUCGAAAGGGAUGUACCCGUUAUUCUGCGAGACGGGUGCAAGAUAUAUAUGGACGUCUUCCGGCCUCCAUCUUCGGACAGCAUACCCGUCGCGGCCAUUGUGGCAUGGAGUCCGUACGGGAAACAGGGGAAUGGCUUCCAGAGUCUGGAUCGUGUCCCCUGGCGAGCUGGGAUUCCCAAGGACUGGACAAGCGAUCUUGAGAAGUUCGAGGCUCCCGAUCCCGCCGAAUGGUGUCCACGAGGCUAUGCGAUCGUCAACAUUGACGUUCGCGGCACCUUCGACUCGGAAGGAGAUCAGGUUGCCCAAGGAACACAAGAAGGUCGAGAUGGUUACGAUGCUGUCGAAUCCAUUGCUUCGCACUCGUGGUGCAAUGGCGCCGUUGCCUUUGCCGGCAACUCGUGGCUUGGAAUCUCCCAGUGGUUCAUCGCGGCCGAGAGACCGCCUCAUCUGAAGGCCAUUGCUCCUUGGGAGGGUUUGGCCGACAGCUACUGCGAGAUGCUCGGCCGAGGGGGCAUUCCGAACCCUUCAUUUGUAGACUAUCGGGGCGAAGGCUACUGCGGCAAGAAUGGUCGUGAAGAUCUCGGCGCGAUGAUCCGCAAGUAUCCGCUCUUCAAUGAGUACUGGGCGGAUAAACGCGCCAAACUGACCCAAAUCAACGUCCCUGUCUACGCCCUGGCCAGUUUCUCCAGUGGUAUACACACUCUGGGCUCCAUCAAGGGUUUCUUGUUCUCAUCCACCAAAGAUAAAUGGCUUCGAAUUCACCACACGCAAGAGUGGCACGACCUGUAUCAAAAGUCGGCAAACGACGAUCUCCAAAAGUUCUUCGACCGCUUCCUCUACGGGAAAGCCAAUGGCUGGGAGUCCACCCCCCGGGUCCGGCACAGCCUGCUCGGCUUCAACAUCCCUUCGGUCGUGGACCGGCCGGAGCCUGUCUACCCACCUACCUACGUCCAACACCGAACAUUCUACUUGAAUGGUCAAUCUGCCGCCCUAGAGGAAAGCGGUCCACCCCCCGAGCCUUCGACGUCGAGCUACACCUCCGACUCCUGGGAGGACGACGGCGCGCACUUCACCUUCACGUUCGGAGAAUACACCGAGCUGAUCGGGUUUUCCCAGGCCAAAUUGUACGUGUCGUGCGCCGAAACGGACGACCUCGACGUCUACGUGAUUGUGCGCAAGCUGGACACCCACGGCCGGCCCUUGAAGCACCUCAACAUCCCCCUCGACAGUCUCCCGGCCGGGACCACGCCCGAUGACGUCCCCGACCUGAACAUUUUCAAGUACCUCGGCCCCAACGGUCGACUCCGCGCCUCACAUCGCCGGCUGAGCGCCGACCCAAGCAUCUCGGCCGAGCAAAGCGCGAUGCUCGCGCCCGCGGUGGCCUACCACGCCCACGACCGGGAGGAGAAGAUCCCCCCCGGCCAGAUUGUGUGUGUGGACAUCCCACUGUGGCCCGGGGGGAUCGUUUUCCAGCCGGGGGAAGCCAUGCGGCUCGAGGUCAAGGGCCACGAGGUGACGUUGCCGGAGUUUCCGCAGCUGUAUCGCGCCGGGGAGAACCUCAACCGUGGAAAGCACGUCGUAUACUCCGGACCGGAACACCCAUCCUCGAUCGUGGUGUCCCUGGCUGCAGGGCCCCCUUCUAAAUAG